Molecule: messenger RNA, 1682 nt
Organism: Colletotrichum godetiae
Lineage: Eukaryota; Fungi; Ascomycota; Sordariomycetes; Glomerellales; Glomerellaceae
Exons: 4
Coding region: 409-1434 (341 amino acids)
Cellular component (GO): cytoplasm; nucleus; ribonucleoprotein complex
Molecular function (GO): mRNA binding
Source: RefSeq, a predicted model, not a curated record
CAAGUACCGGUUCAGACUGGGAUAACCCGGGGGCAGCACUAGCAGGAAACUCCCUUUCCUCGAUCUAAGGACCAGAUUUCUCUUCAUUGGCCAUCUGAUCACCUGGUUUCUCAGUGGUUUCCUCCACGAGGAAACGUGGAGGAUAGAGAGAAGUAACCCAAUAUAAAAGACCAAUUCCAUUGUUCUCUCCUCACCACCGCAAAACAUAAUCUCUUCCCUUUGUUUUGUCCGAGUCGAUUCGAGGACGGCCAAGGCUUUGUGAUUCAUCACUGGAUCUUGUGUCCCACGAGAUCCUGUCACUGCUUGGUUCUUCACGCCGUCACAUAAUCACCAGUCAGGUCAAGACGUUGGCGUCUAACGUUGGACAGAGUCCGUGUCAGAAGUUGCUUCCCGUCAUCCCGCGCCAACAUGCAACCGCAAAUGGUCCCUCCCGGUCUGGAAACCGGAACCUUUUACAUACCCAUAGCAAACCUGCCUUUCGACACAAACUGGAGACAAUUCAAGGAUUGGCUCCGCGAAGGUUGUGUUGUUGAUCAUGUUCAAAUCUUUGGGCCCAGUACCUCUGGCUGGAUUAGGGUGAUGGGCCAACACAAUUUCCACGGUGCAUGUAAUCGCCUGAAAGAGGGCGUGUUUCACGGCAGGCGGAUCAUGUUUGACGAUCGCAAUAUAUCAAGUCCCAUUAUGAUCAAAGACGUCGAGGUGAACGAGAACUCAGCAUCUACGCAAGCGAGAUCGCAAAGACAUGAAUCAGCGUUAGGCUAUCAGCAAGCUGGCCCCUACCCGUAUGAUUCCUAUCCAGGAGCAUCAUAUCCUCAGUGGGAUCCGAAUACUUUUAAUCCUAGUCAAGGAUAUUACAACAGUCAGCAGCCGGUCGCGUGGUACGACGGUCACAGUGGAAUGUACCCUGCUUCCCCUGACCAAACCGUUAUUACUGAACAGAGAAGAAUUGUUGUCAGUCGCAUCGGUCGCAACACUUCGGAUGACCAGAUCAGGGCUUUUAUCCAGCAAAGUACAUCGAGCAAAUCAGAGCUUCAAAGAAUUGAUAUCCCUCGCGGCUCCAACAACCAAAGAAAAGGCGGCCAUGCCUUUGCGACGUUCCGGACGCCAGAUACCGCACUAAGCGCUGUCAAGGCACUCGACGGAAAGUCUUUGAGCGGCCACGAGAUCGAGGCACGUCUGACUAACGAAGGAAUCGCCCAAGGACAGUCACAAAAUCCGGGUUUUCGUCCAACAAAGAAGAGCGGCGACCCGUCGAAAAAGAAGAGGUCGAACGAGAAGUCCAAGUCAUUGGCGACGUCCAGCUCGAGUAGUAGUGGGCCAUCUGGCGAAUCGUCAUCUUCUCAUCAAUCGGAACCAGAAAAACCAAAAGAGCCGGUGGUUGCCUGUGGUACCACACACCAUUCUAAGUCAGGGUCCAAGGAAUGGAAAGGAUGAUAGAAAGGCAUUCAGCCAGUGCUGCCACCCAGUGAACACGCACCAGACGACGUGUCCCCGGGCGCUUGAUGCAUGAUGUCUCUGUUGAGAUGGAUAUUUCCUGAUUUACUCUUGCACUUGCAAGACCCCUCCUGUGCUAGCUAGGACUCCCGAACUUUCUUUCGGGUCACGAUGUUUGACGAAGCAGGCAUUGUGGAUGUUGUCACCAUCCGCUCAUUGCCCGAUGGAGCGUAGAAUUCAUCACCAAU